Molecule: messenger RNA, 1299 nt
Organism: Striga asiatica
Lineage: Eukaryota; Viridiplantae; Streptophyta; Magnoliopsida; Lamiales; Orobanchaceae
Source: the annotation of a GenBank genome assembly
UUGUCUUCCCGGUUAAGUUUCCACCAACUUUCCACAUUUUCUGCUUUGACCAUCACACUUCACAUAUCAUUACACUUUACAGUACUGUAUGAAGAUCUCAAAAAUCCACUAUCCUCUACCUCAGAUCUCCAAACAAAAAAUCUGAAAGGCAAAGGAACGCGACGACGACAAGGUUACGGACAACGGUCGGCCGACGAGUGCAAAAAGCAGCUGUGACGGUGAGAUCUGCGAGGCGACCCGGAGAUAGAGUCAGAGAGAGAGAGAGGGAGACCCGAUGGGGCGGCGAGCCGGCGACAUAGAGAGAGUGAGACCCGGCGGGGCGCCGAGCCGGCGAUAGUGAGAGUGGGAGACCCGACGAGCAGCAAAUCCACUUCGGCGAUACAUUUAGGUAAAUAUGACCGAUGAACCCGAUCUUUCUUUCCAAUCUAGAUUUGGUUUUUUUUCUCGACUACGAGUAAGCUCCUCCAAGUUCAUAUCAUCAUUUUCUGUUGCAUUGCUCUGGAAAUUACUGGGAUUUUUGUUUUCAUUUUGUUUUCUGCGUUCUCUGCUCUGGUGUCGAAUAUAUACCGAUUCAAGCAAGGGGAGGAAUCCGGGGAUCUAUAACUCCAAUCCUCGGAGAUCUGAGCCGGGCAUCAAUUUGGACGAUGAUUUUUCGGCCGAGUUUCAGGAUUUCAAGGAUUUCUCAAACGGUGAAGGCGAGGUCGUUACUUUCUCUGGUUCGAAGAGCUCUGGUGUUAAAGUAACUAGCUUCGUAUGCUUCUGCUUUGUGGUGAUUCUGGCGUUGGCAAAUCAUGUCUUCUUCUGAAGUUUACUAUGCUAAUGUGUGAAUUGUACAAUUACAAAGAAGCUUCUGUAUCGAGUGAUCCCAAGUUUGAUCACAUUGAUCUUGCAGAGGAGCAAAAGGGCACCAACUGGAGAACAGAACAUGUGAUCUUUAAGUCAUCCAUGGUUCACUCUGUUCAGGCAGCACCAGGAUAUCCUCCCCAAGAUGCAGAUGGUGAAAGUGAAAUUGGGGAUUUUCUUACUCAUCUCUUUUCUCCAAUCUUUAUGAAGGUAUCAACCACUUCUCUUAUUGUUGAUCUUUUAGCUUUUUCGUUCAGCCUUCACCAUUACAUUUUUGGAGAAUGGGGUGAUAUGAGGGUUGUCUAUUCGCUUCAAGUGAUCGAACGACAUGGUAAGAAAUUGAUAGAACAUGGCGGCGCCAAAGAAUUUAUAGAGCAUGUUGGGGUUGUCGAGGGAUCAAUAUGCAGUUUCAUGUUGCUUCCAGCUCCUAAUCUAUCAUUUAGGGUGGUUGUGUAG